AUGCCAAAAAGAAAGUAUGUUCUUUCCAAUUGGGUACACAAUAUCAUCCUCAACUGCUUCCAUUGGAACAGUUUCGACCUCGCCUUCUUUUGGAAAUCUGGAAUGGGCACAGAUAUAUGCGGCGCGUUUUUUCUGCUUCAAAGUAAUAAUUCGAUGUUGCAACCUUCCGAUUUCCAAUAUGCCACCACAUAG
Messenger RNA from Mycotypha africana, 192 nucleotides. RefSeq lists its product as uncharacterized. The record is from RefSeq and is a predicted model, not a curated record. NCBI's taxonomy places the organism in Eukaryota, Fungi, Mucoromycota, Mucoromycetes, Mucorales, Mycotyphaceae. Bases 1 to 192 code for a protein of 63 amino acids. The transcript has a single exon.